Messenger RNA from Phytomonas sp. Hart1, 4065 nucleotides. Lineage: Eukaryota; Euglenozoa; Kinetoplastea; Trypanosomatida; Trypanosomatidae. The record is from the annotation of a GenBank genome assembly.
AUGAUUGAUCACUCAUUAAAUGAGUACUAUUCAGCCUGUCACCUGGAUAGUGACAGCGAUGUUUCGUCCACCACUUCACCGGACGACGCUGGUAUCGGUUCAUGGUGUGCCACAUCUGUGGUAGUCUCGCCGCUCCGCGGCCGUGCUCGAAUGUUGGGUGCUCAACACUGCUCAGGCGGUGUGAACAUCCGCCACAAGCAACCGUCUUUUCAGGAUAAAGAAAACAACUUUGAACGGUGUUGUGCGGGUGACAACGAAAGGGCGUUUUCGCUAACCCGGGGUCAAACAGCUAAGCAAAUCAUCCGAACCCUGAAGCAACCUUUUAGUCCGCACCUAGUCUCUACCACCAUGGUAAAAAAGUAUAACAGUGCGCAGCGUCUCCCUCCGGUGUGUCUCCAGGAAGGCAAUGACCACGACAUGGGGAAGAAAAGCUCAGCACUGUAUCGGAAUGAAAAAGACUUUCGAGAGCUUCUUCUUUUUGAUGUGCUGUGUGUUUUAAGGUUAAGUGCAUGCAACUUUUGUGUAAAAGAAACGAACCUUGGUGAGUCGUAUAGCAUGGGCAAUAGCAACACCAAGCAUUCUGCCGUGUGGAGACUCAAGCCCGAGGUACGUGACCAACUACUUUCCGAAAAAGGCAGGGCCAUGUAUCUGAGCUCAUUGCAGAGGCUACUGGGCAUCGCUGACGAUGUCCAUGCACUCCAAGCACAACUUGAUGCUUUUUAUGAACAACACCAGAGGAUAUCGGCAGAGGCCGAUUCAACGUAUACGCUGGAGGCCGCGUUUUUCUCCGGCAAGAGCAACAUUGGGGCGUGCACGGUCCAUGCGGAUCGUGCGAUCGGUUUUACAUCCCUUAAUGCUCUCCUUCGAUUAGCGGAGCUUGUGAGCGCAUGGAUACUCGAAUUUAAAUCCUGGGUCUUUCGGCUUCAGGAGGAUCUUUUGGGACACUUCGGAUCGUAUGAACCAAUGGAACCGUCCAUGAAAUGUCCAGAGAUGGUGGGGCUUCGUGCGAGCCACUUCAAUACCACAGUCAGCGAGACACCAUGUCCUGUUUCUCCUUUCGUAAAGGACCUCCUCCCAAAGGACGAGGAAAAGGAACUACUCCAUUUAGCACCCCAACAGUGUUCUCUAGAAGGAGUGAGAAAAAUACAUAAAACCGAGGAGACACCCACCGGUACUAUUCUAAGAGCGCAUUCCGUGAACACUGGGUAUGUUUUUCUCGAUAAUCUGUGUCUUCCCCAAAUUGUCGCUGCGGUUGAACACAAUGGCAUCCUCCUGCAGCGAUGCCUGAUGAUCAUCAACAAGAGCAAUUGCUUUAAUGCAUUUCAAACAAGGCUAGAGGACUCCGGUGGUGUGGCAACAGAUGGAGGGAGAUCUGAAAAGAACAAUGAGGAGGGCACUUCUGGUAAACCCCCUCGGACCGAGUUUGCCUUCUUGAACCAAUGCACCGAGCUCGGGGCUGCACUACUUGACCAUCUCAUCAUUCAGCUCAGUGCGCUACAACAUCCCAGUGCUAUGGAUUUGUAUCGUUUGUAUUUAUCGCUGCUUAUUCACUGCUCUUGGCCAUAUGUUAUUCUUUCGACAUCCGCCAUGUUUGGCUUUGUCUACGGCAUCGACUCACAGAAAUGGCGUCAAUUACUGCCGCGCCUCUUUCGCUCUUCAUUCUCACACAUUCGUGUUGGUGGUGCACACCGGCGUUACCCAACCGAUGUCUUAUCGUUGAUUUUGAGCUGCGUCGACUAUCAAAAAAGUGCCGUUUCGUUGGAACCUCUAAAAACUCUUUCAAUGCUUUCGUCUGCGCGGCGAUUCAUUUUACACAAUUUUCAAACCUUUGCGAAAGAAAAACGCCAUCACACAAUGCCAAAGAAUCAUUGCGAGAGACCAAACACUUACACUGGACCAGCUUUUUCUGAAACGAAUCAAAAUGAGGAAGCUAUGAAAAUAUGCCGGACGACAAAUUUGAACACACGGGAUGUUCUUCACCCACAAGUCGACUACUCUUGGCAUGCGUCUAAGCGUGAAAACGAUGGUGUUGACGCGGUAGGCCUGCAUUUAGCAUCCUUCUUGGAACCCCGAAGAGCGUUGCCGCUGUGUUUUGCCACUAUAUCAUCUAAUCCAGUGGUGGGCCAUAGCAGCUUUUGUGUUGCAAAGGAAGAUCCAGGAGGGAACGACGAUAAGGCUUCGAAUCAUCAUCGGGGCUCGUUUUGGUAUCUUCAGGUCUCUGACUUGGAGACGUUUCCUGAGCUUCGCUUGACUAAACGGUUGUCCGAUUUAAAGACAGGUCCUAUCGAUGGGCAGAGUGGGAAGGGAGGGGGCGCGGAAGGCGGCUCAGACCUUGACAAGAGUCUCCUUUGGAUGGAUAAGACGAUGCCGGCUGCCAGGUGGAUUGCCGCCGCACUGCUUAUUCCCAUCGGGGUUGUAGUACAGCAACUCCAACAGCGACGGGCGGCAAGACUCUUCCGAAGUUUAGACCCGGCUUGCCUACCUAGUCGAUCUAAAGGAUCCCAGCGUCUCCUUGAUAUAUUCAUUCAGUGGCCUGACGAGCAGGACGACCACUUGCUCGCUGGUGAGGUGUCUUUCGAGGACUAUCUUGAAACAGGAAAACCCCAGUCAUUGAAUUCAGCAGAAAUAGUUGGGCUCCGAAACAGUGGCGUAACGUUCUCGCCCCUUCCUCGGUCAUUAGUUUCCUUUAAUCUUGCUCACGCGUUAGAUCUGCUCCUCGAUGUGGCGUUGUGUCGAGACAAGGCCUGCAUCCUCGAAAGUUUCCUGGAGCGUCUUUAUGUAGAGCCACGCUGGUGGCAACGCACGAGUACUUGUCGAAACUUUAGCGGUGGCUGUGGUGGUUCUGCUAAGGGAACUGCUUCCACUUUCAUCAGCAAUCUCUUCACCGAAGCGCUUCGAGGAAAACCAUAUGGAAAUCUGGUGGAGUUGUGUAUUUUACCCAAACGGAAAAAAAUAGCGGCUCCUGAAAUGGUCAACUCUCGCGGUGUGUCGAAAAUCGUUGACCCAUGUGCCGAAGCUUAUGUUGAGGUGGAUGCCGAGAAAGGCUCUUGCGACAAGAAUCUUCUCGGAUACGAAAUGCUGGAUGUGUUUGAAUCUUUUCAGCUAAUUUUUCAUUUUCCCGAAGAACUGGAAUUGAUUCUUCUCCCUAAGAAGCUUUCUGUUCGGCUUGGGAGUGAGGCCGGUGCUGUUGAGAGGACCUACGCGACAUUGUUUUGGGGAAAACGCCGCGGGGGAGUGACCGAUAGCCCCUGGGAUGAUAAGCAGCUUCACCACGAUCCCACUACGAGCAGUACCAUAGCAGGUAGGGGAAUUGGGGAUGUGAAUGAUGCUAGGUCGGACGAUGUGUGGAGCUCGGCGUUUGGGUAUAUGUGUGCUCUCCAUUUUACCCAAAUCACGUUGCGGGAACAUCGCAAGUUGUUGCAUAUCCGAGAUACCCAAGACAACCAACUCCUUUCCAUCUUGGGCCGCCCGAUCCCUUUCGCUUCAUCGACUCCUAUUAGUGGCAACCGCAACCAUAGCGAGGCAAAUUCACUACAAUAUGUUGCCCGCAGUCUUGGCAGUUCCUAUUAUUUGCUUUCCUUUGCGGUGGAUACAUUUCUUACCUUCACACAGAACGAAGUUGCAAUUGCGAUUUAUAAGCUGGAGCAUUUGUUUACAAAGGCGGAGACCCCCAAUUCUACCAUUCAGCUUUGCCAAGAGCUCGAUACGGCUCUGGUGAGGGUUGAGUACAUUUGCUUCCUGGCAGGACAUAGCACUGCCUCGCUUUAUAAUCAUUCACUUCAAAGAGGUACGGACAAGGCUAGAGGCAUCGACACCGAGGUGGAUGUCAGGCACGUGUUGCGUGCCCAUAUUCAUACCAUUUUGUCUUUGGCUCUGGACCCGUCUCGUAUGCCACCCAAGUUCCUUGGAACGCGUUCUAGAAAUGCUAUAGAGGCCCUAGUGGCACUCGUAAGCGCGCUCCAGGACUUCUCCUUAUUGAAGAAUCGAUUACGGCCGCUACUGGUUUUGUUAACUUUCAAUAAUUUCUUCGGCUCUAAUAAUUGUACUUCUUUUCGGUUUAGGUGA